AUGCCAGGAAAAAUUCCAUUAGACAAAGCCACUCUAACCACCCUCAUGAUUCCCACAUGUACCGGCGAACGGGACGUGUACCAAUUUAUAAAAGCAUGCGAUUUAGCAUGUUCACCCGUAGAAAAGGAAGACCUACCCAUACUUAUGAAAUUUAUUAAUACUAAACUAUUCGAUCAGGCUCUGAAUGUAUGUCGAUAUCGGGAUAUGAAUGAUUGGGAAGGUAUUAAAUUAAUUUUGUUUGCAUUCGAACCACAACAAUCGACAUCGUCAUUACAAGUGGCAUUAAAUUCCGUACGCAUGCGAAGUAACGAAGACGUACAUAUGCGCGACGUGUAG
This is a messenger RNA of Macrosiphum euphorbiae (potato aphid), 336 nucleotides long. Lineage: Eukaryota; Metazoa; Arthropoda; Insecta; Hemiptera; Aphididae. The record is from the annotation of a GenBank genome assembly.